AUGAUCAAUGACCACAACAAAAAAUUCACCUUGGAGCAUGCUUGGCGAGAUCUUAGAUAUGAUCAGAAGUGGUGUGCGUCCACAUCUACUAAAGGGAGUGGAGUGAAAAGGACAUGGGUGUGUGAGAAUGGUUUUGUAGAUCCUUCAAGCUCCCAACCGGUGGAUUUCGAGGCUGAGCCAAUGAUGACCCGUCCUCCUGGUGUUAAGGCUGCAAAGAGGAAGGCCAAGAAGAACAUCAACACUAAAGCGGAUGUGGAGGGAGAUCUGAAAGCUUUGUUGGAGUUUCAGAUGCAAGAGGUUGAGCGGAUGUAUGAGAUGAAGCAAAAUGAUUUUGCUUUGAAAGAGAUGGAGUUUGCUAUGAAAGAGAAGGAUCACAAGCAUGUCAUGCUUCAAAAUCUCAUAGCAAAAAAAGAUUCAUUUACUGAAUCGGAAAAAGCUUUAAAGGAAAAACUUAUUGAUGACAUGUUGUCAUAA
This is a messenger RNA of Camelina sativa (false flax), 474 nucleotides long. The record is from RefSeq and is a predicted model, not a curated record. NCBI's taxonomy places the organism in Eukaryota, Viridiplantae, Streptophyta, Magnoliopsida, Brassicales, Brassicaceae.